AUGCGCGCCCUCUCGUCCAUCGCCUUAGUCCUCUCCGCCCUGCGCGGCGUAGUCGCGUGCCCCGUCAGCGGCAACCCGGCUAUCGACUCUUUCGUCGAGAGCGAGACGCAGGUUUCACGUCACAAGCUGCUUUGCAACAUUGGCUCCGAUGGCUGCGAAGCGGCGGGCGUCUCGCCUGGCGUUGUCAUCGCUUCCCCAUCCAAGAGUGAUCCUGACUACUGGUAUACCUGGACUCGCGACAGUGCCCUUGUCUUCAAGACGGUGAUUGAGCAAUUCGCAUCCGGGGAUUACGAUGCCUCGCUGCAGAAAAAGAUCCAAGAGUACAUCGUGUCCCAGGCGAAGCUCCAGGGUGUAGACAAUCCUUCUGGUGGCCUCGUUGAUGGAAGCGGUCUUGGGGAAGCCAAAUUCCACGUUGACUUGACCCAGUUCACUGGUGCUUGGGGCCGACCGCAACAUGAUGGCCCUCCUCUCCGGGCCAUCGCCAUGUCUCAGUAUGCUAAGUGGCUGAUUGACAAUGGCUAUCCCAAGACCGCGCAAGAGAUCGUCUGGCCCGUCAUCCGCAACGACCUCUACUACACUGCUCAUUACUGGAAUAACACCGGAUUCGACCUCUGGGAGGAAGUGAACGGUGCCUCUUUCUUCACCUCCAUCACCCAGUAUCGAGCUCUCGUCGAGGGCAGCGCUCUUGCCGCCCGGCUCCAGACCACUUGCACGGCCUGCGAUGAGAUCGCUCCUCAUGUCCUCUGCCUUGUUCAGAACUACUGGUCCAACUCUGGCUACGUGGUUUCUAACAUCCACAACAACGCCGGUCGCGCUGGCAAGGAUGGCAACAGUAUCCUCGGUUCCAUCCAUUCGUUCGACCCCCGUCUCGGCUGCGACGCUACCACUUUCCAACCAUGCAGCGACAAGGCCCUCUCGAACCACAAGGCCGUCACGGACUCUUUCCGGUCCUGGCCCAUUAAUAACGGCAUCCCGCAGGGCACCGCUGUCGCCGUCGGCCGAUACAUCGAGGAUGUUUACUACAACGGCAAUCCCUGGUACCUCCUGACCCUCGCCGCCGCUGAGCAGCUCUACGACGCCAUUGCCGUCUGGAAGGCCCAGGGCUCCGUCACCGUCACAUCCACUUCUCUCGGUUUCUUCAAGGACCUCGUCCCCUCCAUCACAGCGGGAACCUAUCAAAACGGCACCACCACCUACGACUCCGUCCUCGAUGCUGUUUUCACGUAUGCCGACGGCUACCUGAACGUCGUCAAGACGUACAUGCACACCGACGGUUCCAUGCCUGAGCAGUUCAGCAAGAACGACGGAACACCUAUGGCCGCCCGUGAUCUCACCUGGUCCUACUCCGCCUUCCUCACCGCCGCUGCGGCCCGCUCCAACGCUCGCAGCCCCCAGUUCGGCUGGCUCGCCUCCCCUCCUCAGCUCCCCAACACCUGCGCCGCGUCUACCGCCGACGGUGCCUACGUUUCCGCCACUGCUGUUAGCUUCCCGGCUAGCCAGACCCCUGGUGGUACCGAGACCAUCACGGCUAGUGUCCCAGAGCCCACUUCGACCACCUGCUUGCACAAGGUCAACUUUAGCGUCCUGAGAACGACCGUGUGGGGUGACAGCGUCAAGGUCGUCGGUAGCAUCAAGGAGCUCGGCUCCUGGAACACGGCCAACGCUAGGCCGCUUUUGGCUGACGCUUACACGGAGAGCAACCCUCUCUGGAGGGGAUCUAUUAGUGUCCCCGCUGGUGCCAGCUUCCAGUACAAGUUUAUCAAGGUUAGCGACAAUGGUGCGGUUACUUGGGAGUCGGAUCCUAACCGCUCCUAUUCGGCUUCGAGUGAGUGUGGGAGCACUGGGAAUGCUGGGGGUAACUGGCAAUAA
Messenger RNA from Scedosporium apiospermum, 1869 nucleotides. Its product is annotated as Glucoamylase. The record is from RefSeq and is a predicted model, not a curated record. Gene Ontology annotation, molecular function: glucan 1,4-alpha-glucosidase activity; starch binding. Gene Ontology annotation, biological process: polysaccharide catabolic process. Bases 1 to 1869 code for a protein of 622 amino acids. Gene Ontology annotation, cellular component: fungal-type vacuole. The transcript is spliced from 5 exons. Lineage: Eukaryota; Fungi; Ascomycota; Sordariomycetes; Microascales; Microascaceae.